CGGCAGCAAAAUACUUUUAAAAUUAAUCUAGGCCCAUUCAGCUUCAGACAGGCUUGUAUUUGUGUUGUUUUGUGUUGCAUAAAGUCAGAAUAAAUCUUAAAAUGUAUCAAUAUUGAAAACAGUUUAGUCCUAAAGUCUCUAAAUUAAAUACAUAAAGGAUAACACCCGCAGGUGUCAUCCUCUUAGUCAUUUUCUCAAAUUCUUUUUUCACUGUAGGGAUGCAGUUUGUCCAGAAGAUGGCGCUCUGCACAACAGUCAGAUUUCAAAUCUAUAGUAUUUUUGUUUUCAUUGUACAAAAGCGUGUUGUUGGUUUUUUUUUUUUUUGCAUAUUCAAACUAUUUGUCACUUUUUAUGGAUGCAAAGAAUGGCCUUUUUUUGCUUUUUUGUGCCUGUUGACCAACAACAUCAGCUAAAUCUACACUACAAUCAAUUAUACAUUGAUCACUUCUCCUGGUGUUCAGCAUUUUCUCUGACAAACUACUUUGUUUUGUUGUGGAUUGUUAAAAAAAAUGAAGGAAAUUCUUCAUUCUUCAUCUCGUUAACAGAAAAUAAUGAAAUUUGUUAUCGUGUGAUAUUUUUAAUCUAGUUUUAAUGAGAAAACAAUAAAAAAAGCAAUGUUUGCUGUUCUCAGCUUCAAUAGAUUCUUCCAGAAACACCCGUUUUUGACAUUUCUAGGGUUUUUUGGAAAGCAAAUAGGUGACGGUAAAUUUUAACGUGCAUAUAUGUGUUGCAGGAUUGCCAAAGAGCAGAGGUUUAAAAAAAAAAGAGGAAAUGGUUGCAUAGUCUACCUAUGUCACAAGAGACGUAAAGAAAGAAAAAUAAACAAAUAUACCCUUUUUAGGAACUCUGUUUUAUAUUUCUUUCAUCGGAAUUUUUCUAUGUGCAAAUGUUUAAACAUUUCAGCUCUUUGCUGAUGUUUGGUUUUAAAUCCCAACUUUUCAGCAGCAUUCCUAAACCGACUUUGUCUGUGUUUGUUCAUCUGUUUAGCAUCACGACUCUUCUGUGUCUGUUGCUCUUUCUUCUCACUGCGCUGGAAGGAGAAGCUAAUUUUCUGCAGCAGCAUUGAGCUGACCGCUUGUGGGAUCAGAAAGGAAGCCACAGUGCAGCUAAAACAUCACCUCUGGCAGCAAAAAAACUGGUUUUCUUUUAUUAUGUUGAUAAGCAUUUCCUUUUUUUACCAACAAUUUAGACAUAACUGUGCUUCAAAUUUAUAAGUCAUGAAUGAAGUGUUUUUAUUUUUGUGUUUUUUUUAUUAUUAUUAAAGAAUUCCACAUUCUCUUAAACGUUGUUUGUUACGAUAAACAAUGAAAAAAAUGUGAUUUCUAUGGUUUUUUUUUACUGGUUUUAAAACUCCUCUGAGGGGAUUUCUGCUUCUAGCUUCUUAUUUUAGUCCUAUUUCCUAGAAAACGCAGAACUUACCAAGAAGUUACGCUUUUAGAAGAAGCACAAUACUGGAUCUGGUCUAACAUUUUGUCAGCCUGAGACUCAAACAAAAUAAAAUGGUUAUUAUGGAAACUGUGGAGUCUACCAUCUGAGAUUAAAAUGGGUCAGAUAAAAGCUUCAAUUCAUAAAUAGCGGCAGAAAUGGACCACAACAGAGAAGCAGGUGAUCCAUAAAGGUUUCCUUUAAACUGGUUCACUUCCUCAUCUGAAUCAUCUAAUCAUUUCUAAUACAAGAAAGCAGAAAAAGUGAUCCUAAUAUAACUGUAACAUUUAUUUGUCUAUUUGGUUGUUUUGAAUUUGGUAUGUUGCAAUGUUGUUUUGUGCGAAAAAAAAAAAAAAAAGAGAAGCAACCGUGUAGAAAUGAAGGCGGACAUCACAUGACAAAACUGAAUUCUGUGUGUGUGUGUGUGUGUGUGUGUGUGCUUUACUGAUAAAGAGAACACAAUGAGCCACGGAGCACAAAGUCUGCUGCCAUUCAUCUGCUCAGCAUCUCCUGGUGAGAACUUACAAUGAUUUCUAGGUUUAUUCUCCAUUUUUGUCCCCUCACUUCUCCUUAAAAAAGUUUGUGUUGUUUUCUGGCUGCUUUCUUGCACAUAUAACAGUAAAUUUUAUCUUUUCAAAGUGUAAUAGUUGUAUAACAGCUGGUCAGUUCUUGGCUGCAAACCUUUUCUACACCCUCACUGCUUCAGUGGAUUAUUAUUAUUAAUAUUUUUUUAAUUACCCUUUUCUUGUGAUGUUGCCACAAAAGAUAAAUGCACUUUCUAAAAAAAUAUUUUAGAUCAAACGGUAAAAGAGAUUUAGAAAACAGAUGGUGAACAGCUGAUUCCAUUUUCAGGUGUACAAUCUCCUCCCUGGUGUCCUUUGACAGCUCUUUGGUCUUGCUCGUGGUUCAGAGGUUGCAGUCUCCCUUAUACAGAUAACCAGUUCAAACAAGUGACAUUAAUACAGCUGCACCAUGGCCUCCAACACCUCCCUGUUCCCCAGUGUCACCAAGCCUUCAAAGAACGAGCAGGCGGGAAGCGUGGACGUGGAAGCCGUCAUGGAAAACGUCAGCAUCAUCCUCUACACCCUGACGGUGGUGCUGGGCAUCACGGGCAACUCGGUGGUCAUCUGGGUGGCGGGAUUUAAGCUAAAGUCGAAGGUGACCAACGUGUGGCUGGUGAACCUGGCGAUAGCAGACCUGAUCUUCUGCUUCACUCGAGUCUUCUCCCUUAUUAAGAAGCUCUUCUUCGACCACUGGCCGUUUGGUGUCUUCCUAUGCAAGUUUAACGGCUUCUUCAAGUACGCCAACAUGUUCUGCUCCGUCUUCCUGCUGGCGGUCAUCAGUCUGGACCGAAUGCUUUGCAUCUGGCGCCCCAUCUUCAUGAGGAGGCACCACAAGAUGUGGACAGCACGAGUGGUGGCGGUCUGCGUCUGGAUUGUUGCUGUCAUCUUCAGCAGCCCAUACUUCAUCUACCGGCAGGUCUACAUGAAGAAGAACCUGACCAAGUGUAGCUUGGAGGUGAAAGAAAAGACACAGGGAGACAACACCACCAAACACGUUCUGUACUCCAUCCGCUUCGUGUGUGGCUUCCUCCUGCCUUUCAUAGUCAUCUUAGUCUGUUACAUCCUCGCAGGCGUUGGGAUCCGGCGAGCACGCUUCUCCAGGAAGUCACGCUCCCUGCGUGUGUUAGUGUCGCUAGUUAUUGCGUUCUUCGUGUGCUGGGCUCCGUACCACUCCCUUCUACUAGUGAAAAUGGUGGACAGUGAGAACCCGGUGUUGAAAGUGUGGCAACCGCUGGCCUCUGGCAUGGCCUACUUCAGCAGCUGUGUGAACCCUCUGCUGUACUUCUGCAUGGGGCUGGAGGUCAGGGGUCGCUUCAGACAGAGUCUGAUGGGUGUCUACAGGCGCGCCCUGGCGGACGUGGACGACCAGAUGAGCAACGAGCGCUCUAUGGAUGACAGCAUCACGUCCAGAUACAGCUCUGCUGUGGCAACGCGGCAAAGUCUGGACGUACAAAAGAAUUGAACCACAAACGUUUAGGUAGAAUAGCUUCUGUUUUAUACUCUGUUCAUUAACAGUCAACUAGUACAGGUGUAGAAAACCUCAGGAUUGCAUCAUAGUCUUCAGGUGUUACAUGACAGCAAGAAAUGUUAAUGAGGACGAACUUGAAUCAUCAAUCGUCAGACUUUUCACAAGCAACAGCAGACAUGGGGAAACCGCAGCUCAGGAGUCAACUGUGGCACAAGAUCCUGAAUCACUUCUGACAAACAAACAAAAAAAAGGAAUCUAGCCCACACAGUAACCUUUUGCUUAAGUUCCUCAUGAGGACGCAACCAAGCGAUGAACUCCUGGUCCACCUGAGAUCCCGGAUUUGUGGGUAUUGCGGAUUGUAGACCAGUUCAUUCUGGGAAAGGUCUUAUAAGUGUGUGAAAGUCAAAAAUAGCAGAAGCCAAUCUUUGACUUUCGUUUUGGACCCAUUGGUGUGUUUUUAGAUGUAACAACAGACGCCACUUCUUGUGUAAUGGAUGGAGGACUGCAGUGUCCUUUUCAGUAAACCUCUUUGCCAACACAAGAAACAGAAUAGCACCAAAAUAGUGAUUUUGUGUUAGUAAAGAAUAAUGUUUAUUGACUUCAUCAGCAACCAAUUUUGACAUCUACUACCAGUCAAGUUUCAAUGACUUUAAAGUAUUUUCUGGUUGAAUUCUGGGACUAUACAUAUAACACUGUAGUGAACUGCUCUGGAUCCACAAGUGGCUCUUUUAUCUCUGCAUGGUGGCUCCUUAUUUAAAAAAAAGAAGUUCAUUAAUGAAAAAUCCAAAUUUCUUAAAGGCUAAACUAAGACUAUACAGCUACUUCCAGGUUUUGAUCAGUGGAAAACGAGCCCAAAUGGAUCUUUUACUGUUAGAGGUUGCCGACCCCUGUGCAAAAGGAUUGGGUAAUUGUUAUCUGUCAAUAUAGACAAGUUUCCUAAAGUAUUCUAUCCAUUAAAGAAAUAGAAGAAUAUUGUAUGCCUUUAAACUCCCUCUCCGGUCGUCUUUUGAUCCAUUGUAAAAUCAUUCCCAGUAGACUUUAAAAAAACCUGUAAUUUUCUCUGUACUAAAAACAUAGUUUCUUCAGAGCGGCAACAGAGUCUAUUGGUGUGGAGCAACCCCACCCCCUUUUUCCAUCACCCAUCUGUUUACAUGGUUCUCUCAGCCCCAAUAAAACAUCAGUGGUGCAAGAAAAAUGGCGACAAUAUUGGAGUUAUCCAGCCGUACAGUUCUGAGCCAGAUUCCAGCUCAAACGAGGAAAACAAAGACGUAAAUGUAUCUAGUGGAUGCAUCAGAAUGGAGUGGAGCUAGUUUUCCACCCAGCAUAAUUUUGUCACAACAACAAGCUUUUCAAUCAGGAUUAUUUCAUCUGAUUCACAACAAUUUGAUCAAUAAAAUACUCAGAAAUUCAACUUUCAGCUUAAUUUUCUGAAUAUAUUCCCUCCACCAUUAAAAGAUGCCACAAGAACAUAUUAAAAACUUUCAUAGGAGUGGGUCUUUAAUGAAUAAAAUAAAGUCCAUAUGGCAUACUGUAUUUAAUCCUUCUACUAGAUCUGUAAUAAAAGUAACAUGUAGGCCUAAUAUUGAAACAGACAUCUAGUUAAAAUCAGUAUAUAUGCUAUUUUAUGGGGUCCAGAUGACCCCACCCUUAGAUUGAUGUGUGAUCCCUCCAAUGAUAAAGGUGGACAGGAUUUUAUGUCUGCCACGGACCAAUUUCUCUUCCUCUUCUUCAGUCUGGAUGAGAGGUAUUUACAUCACAUGUGUUGUAUCGGCACACGCUCUUAUUUCAUUAACUGAACCGUGUUUCUGCAUCUGGUUCUUUGAAUAUGUAUCAUAGUGCUACGUUUAAUCUUAGUGGUCGCCAUGUUGCCGUCCGAUGAGGAUGUGACCUUUGAACCUGCACAUGCAUGUAUCUCUGAACUGGUCUAUAGAGGAAAAUUAAGCCAGUUUUCUUCCUCAUGCUCACUUUUCCUUCCUGGUCUGAGCUGGUCAAUGGGAAAUACUGUCUUCAAGGGAGCACCUGUUGGAACUGCAUUUUUUUUCCCAAGAAUUUUCAGUUUUUACAGCAACCAGAACUCAAGCAAUCUUGAAUGACCUCACUCCAGUGUGCCUGCCUGUUCUGACCAUAGUUUUAAUAGCGUUUUGUGUGAAAAAUGUCAAUAAAGGAUUUGCAUCUUCAAACAGAAAGUGAAACGAACAUUCUUUU
This is a messenger RNA of Oryzias melastigma (Indian medaka), 5661 nucleotides long. RefSeq names its product C3a anaphylatoxin chemotactic receptor. Gene Ontology annotation, molecular function: G protein-coupled receptor activity; complement receptor activity. NCBI's taxonomy places the organism in Eukaryota, Metazoa, Chordata, Actinopteri, Beloniformes, Adrianichthyidae. The transcript has 3 exons. The record is from RefSeq and is a predicted model, not a curated record. Gene Ontology annotation, biological process: positive regulation of cytosolic calcium ion concentration; phospholipase C-activating G protein-coupled receptor signaling pathway; complement receptor mediated signaling pathway. Bases 2398 to 3450 code for a protein of 350 amino acids. Gene Ontology annotation, cellular component: plasma membrane.